AUGUCCGGCAUCAAGGGACCGACCCCGCAAGAGCACGAAGGCAGCGCCCUGCGCAUCGGCAUCGUCCAUGCCCGCUGGAACGCUACCAUCAUUGAACCCCUCGUCAAGGGCGCCAAGGAGAAGCUUCUCGCCUGCGGUGUCAAGGAGUCCAACAUUGUCCUGCAGUCCGUUCCUGGAUCCUGGGAGCUCCCCAUCGCUGUCCAGAGACUCUACCAAGCAUCCCAAGUUCAAUCCGCGCAAUCCGGCACCGGCUCCUCGGCCGGCGAUCUCCUCGGCUCCUCGACCACGGACCUGACAUCUCUCCCCGCCGAGUCCCAGCACCCCUUCGACGCAAUCAUCGCUGUCGGCGUCCUUAUCAAGGGCGAGACGAUGCACUUCGAGUACAUCGCCGACGCCGUCUCCCAUGGCCUUAUGCGCGUCGGCCUUGACACGGGCGUCCCCGUUGUCUUCGGUGUCCUUACCGUCCUCAACGAUGAACAGGCCCAGGCCCGCGCCGGCUUGACUUCGGGAGGGCACAAUCAUGGCGAGGACUGGGGCCUCGCUGCCGUUGAGCUUGGCGUCAAGCGCAAGGCCUGGGCUGCGGGCAAAAUUGAGUGA
Molecule: messenger RNA, 597 nt
Organism: Colletotrichum higginsianum IMI 349063
Lineage: Eukaryota; Fungi; Ascomycota; Sordariomycetes; Glomerellales; Glomerellaceae
Product: 6,7-dimethyl-8-ribityllumazine synthase
Exons: 2
Coding region: 1-597 (198 amino acids)
Biological process (GO): riboflavin biosynthetic process
Cellular component (GO): mitochondrial intermembrane space; intracellular anatomical structure; riboflavin synthase complex
Molecular function (GO): 6,7-dimethyl-8-ribityllumazine synthase activity
Source: RefSeq, a predicted model, not a curated record